Molecule: messenger RNA, 4841 nt
Organism: Scylla paramamosain (green mud crab)
Lineage: Eukaryota; Metazoa; Arthropoda; Malacostraca; Decapoda; Portunidae
Product: conserved oligomeric Golgi complex subunit 6-like
Exons: 18
Coding region: 1-750 (249 amino acids)
Biological process (GO): intra-Golgi vesicle-mediated transport
Cellular component (GO): COG complex
Source: RefSeq, a predicted model, not a curated record
AUGGCUGAAGGAGGCACUGGUGAAGGAGGCACUGGGGGAGGAGGUGCGCUGAACGGCUCAUCAUUAAGUGUUGUGGUGUGCGCCGAGCAGAGGCAGACAGCGGAAUUUGUCACAGCAUUGAGGGAUGUGAAGAAAGCAGUGGAUGACAUACACCGGGAAGUGAGUGCCACGAAUGAAGUGUGUGUGGACGUGAAGUCUCGACUCCAGGCCACAAAAUCAGAGACUCGGCACCUCAUCCACCAGACGACCUCACUCCAGAACCGGAGAAUAGUCCAAGAUGGUGAUCACAGCCAUCUUCCGCAGCAACAAGGUACGUACGCAGUAAACAGUGGUCAAGGCAUUUGUGAGGUGCCAAGUUUAGUUAGCAACAAGCUACACAUGCAGGAGACAGUGGCUGAGGCAUUUGUGAGGUGCUUCCAAUUGACACCAGAUGAGGUAGCCACCAUCAAGGGGUCCACCAGAGAGUCCCCCAUCACCCCAGAGUUCUUUACCAUCCUGGACAAGACACAGAAGAUACGCAGCAACACCAAGUACCUCCUGCAGACGGGCCACCAAAACACUGCCUUGGAUGUGGUGGAGCAAAUGAAUGUGUGCCGUGAAGCAGGUCUGGAGAGGCUGUACCGCUGGUGUCAGGGGCAGUGUUGCUCCCCAGACCCCUCACCUUUGCUCACACAAGCCUUAGCAGCUCUGCAGGAGAGACCAGUGCUUUUCAACCUGGUGGUGGAGGAGUGGGUGGUGGUGGUGAGAUGAGGAUGGCUGGUGAGGGGCUUCCUGGAUGCUCUCACCAUAGGAGGACCUGGAGGAGCACCACGACCCAUACAGCUGCAGGCACAUGACCCCCCCUCUGCACUACGUGGGGGACAUGCUGGCAUGGGUGCAUCAACCCCUCCCUUCUGAACGUGAGGCGGCCCAAUCACUUUUUGCCAAGUGCUCCAAUCUAGACCCAACAGAGGAGACAAGGAGUACUGUGGCCAGCGUAUCGGAGAGUGUUUGCCGUCCUCCUAGAACCAGAAUUGAGCAGACGAUUGUGACAGACCAGCGUCGGGAGGGAGGCAAGAAACCCGUCAUGUUGUACAAGAUAAGCAACCUCCUCAGAUUCUAUCACAACACUAUUUUGCAGGUGACUGAUGCAGGACUGCUGGUGGCCACUCUUGAUGAACUCCACCAGCUAAGCUACAAGAUGUUUUUAUAUCAGCACUGCAGAGUCAAGUGAGCCACGUGAGUGAGUGAGAGGAUAGAGCCGCCAGGAGAGACACUGGCACCCACACCUGGAGUGGCACGCACCCUGAGUCUGCUCACUGAGGUGGUUACUGCCGCCACUGUGGCUGACGACGCACACCAUGAUUGUAAGCAGAUUGUGAGUUGUGUGGUGGAUCCUCUGAUGAAUGCGAUAAGUGAGAGUGCAACUGGACUGGGUGCAGUGGAGUCUGCUGUGUAUCUGCUCAACUGCUUCCACCAGCUGCACACCACUGGGGAUAAACUAGAGAUGAUCCAGGGACAGAAUGACGCCCAGCUGGACACACUGAGCCAGGAGCAGAUCAAUGGGGUGUGUGUGUCAUAGCAUGGGAGUGGCCACCAUGUACCCACUGAUCACCAACCCUCCCACCACACCUCUCUCCCAGCACCCAUCGUGUCAGCCUUUGGCCAUACAGGCAUUCAUGACCAAGCUGGAUGGGUUCCUGGCUGCCCCUGACCAUCUCAUGCUGCCCCACACCAGGCUGCUGCUCUCCUCCUCCUCCUUCAGACGGUCCCUGCAACAGCGCACAGCAGAGGCAGUGUGCACAGUUUACAAGCAGCUGCAUGAUAUAGUCCAUAACCCAACCCAUGGCUACACAGACCCCAGUUCCCUCCUGCCCAGUGACCCUGAGACUGUGAAAUGACGUGAAGAAUGACUGAGAAUGCAAGGAAUGCAAGAAAAGGCAUGAAGUCUGGAUGUGUGAAUGUGCAAGGAUAGGGCAUUGGGAAAUUUGAGGAUGUGUAAGGAACUGAAUGAAUGGCAUUUCAACAUAGUCAGAAUGACCGAGACACACUUGAAAGAUGAUGUGAAAUUGGAUGGUAGUAAGUAUGUGAUGAUUGGAAAGGGACAGAAAGUUCAAGAUAGGGUAGGAGGAAGAGUAACUUUUUUUUUUUUUUGUAUAGGAAGGAAAAGAACUUCAGAAUAGAAAAGUUAGAUAUAGGAAACUGUGCCAUGAGUGAGGAAAUUUUAGCAGCAAAGGUAGAGUGCACAGGUGAGCAUGGGAAGUGUGAAACACUGGUGGUGAUUGUGGUGUGCAUGACAGUUGACGGGGAGAGAGCAGCAAGAGAGAACAGCAGGAAGUAUGGAAUAUUGAGGAAGAUCAUAAGAAAGUGAAAGGAGAGAGUAAUGAUUAUGGGAGACAUGAAUACACACGUAGGUAUUUUAGGUGAGCGGAUGCAUGAGAAUGGUGAGAGAUGCUUGAUGAGUUUGUGAAUGACAUGGAUGUGGAAGGAAGUGGAAAAGUGAGACAGAGUAGUGAAACUUGUGGGACUGAGUGAAUAGAAGAAUAAAAUGGAACAAAAGAAUAUUCAGAGUGGUAAAGAGAGAAAGAGGCCCCAAUGUAUGAAAAGUGGUAUAAGGGAAGCCUGGGUGAUGAUUUCUUCCGAGCUAGGGCACAGUGUAUGUGUGUGAAUGCAAGGUGUUAAAGAUGGUUUGAGUUCUGCAGCAAAGUAUACCGGAUGUGUGACAUUGGAGAGGAUGAGACGGUGGAGCAUAUGGUGCUGGAGUGUGUGAAGUAUGCCAGAGACAGAAAUGAGAUGAUGCAAGUGGUGCAGAGGGAGCUGGGGAAGGUCAGAGUGAAGACAGGAAAGGAAUGGAUUGGAUGGUGUUGCUGCUGGGGAUGUGUGGGGAGACGAAUGAAAGGAUGAUUGAGGCAGUGAAGGAGUUCCUGGAAAAGAUGUGGUGUAUUAAAUAUAGGAAUUAGUGGUGUGAAGGAUGGUGUCUGUUUUCUGUUUGCCUUUUUUUAUUUAUUUUUUUUCCCUACAGGAGUUGCCGAUACUCCUGGACCAGGAGCAGUCCCGAACCAUCUGUAACAUUAAAAUGAAGAUCAAGAUGAUCGAGAUCAAAAUCAAGAUCAUGGCUGUCUUGCUCCGCUCGUCUUUCAUCCAAGCAUUGCUGCCAGUUUCUAGGUUAGCGGCACAACCAGUAUGCCUGACUCGACCACUUUGCCGAAAGCCACCAGAAGAUUGUGUGAGCAUGGUGGUGAUGCCAGACCUGCUGCCACUGUCAAGAAUGGUGAAACUAAAGAAAAAUCAAUUAAAUCUCAGAAUCUGGAAACCCAGAUAGAAGACCAUAAGCCACUUCAGGGGACAGAGGGAAAGAAGACUGGAGAGUCUGACUAACAUGUCUUAAAACAUGAGUCCAGUGUAAAAGAGAAAGCUGCUGCAGAGAAACAAGACAAGAAGACAUCUAGCCACAAGAAACUACAUGAUCUUUCAUCUUUGGCUAGUACUGACCCCACAUUCCUGUGGAGCCUCAAGUGCAGCUGUCACAUCCCAAAGCUCGGAAGAAGACCAAAACUGCAGGAAAAGGCAAAUUAUCCCCGGUAUCAGAGCCUGACCUUGAACCUGAGCUUGUUUUAGCAACCAAAGAAGUGGCUAAAAGUCUUGGUGGGGAUGUGAAGGAAACUGAGUCUGAGCUUCUGUCCACCUUGUGCCUCCACUCUUCAGAGACUACCACUGGCACUGCCCCAUCUCUCAGUGAAAUUGUUUGUGGGCAUGAAGGUGGAGAGAAAGCCACAAUCAGGGAUGGAGGAAGUGCCAUGUCACCUUCCUUCUGGUACCGAGGUCAGGCAAGGGUACCACGUUGACCCGAAAGACCAGCCCCGAGCCCUCAAGCCCUACAUUCAGCCUCGGGAUUCAUCUGUGCUCAGGUCACAGUGUUUUCUCUACACCACACUCUAUGUGCAGGGCUCAUGUUGAUCUCUUUGGAGGUCAACCUUUGGGGAUAUUUAAGAAAAGGGAAGAAGAUACCCAUGGACCUGCUGCUCCAAUAUCAGUGUUGCCCACAUGGGAGAGAUUGUACCUACAUGAGCUGGAGCAGAGUAUGCAGCAUCCUCCUAGUAAUGCCUUUGUGGAGAUGAUACAGUGGACUUAGCAAGGCAAGCUGUGGACCUUCCCCACUGAUAAUGAAGCAGCAGGUUUGGUGGAGGAAAUGAAAGUGGGAUUCCAUGAGCAUGUCUUCCUUGAGAGACACUUGGAAGGAUGGUGCCCAAAACGUGGCCCCAUCAGACACUUCAUGGAGCUGGUUUGCACUGGACUCUCAAAGAAUCCUCAUCUAACUGUGGAGCGAAAACAAGCACAUAUUGAAUGGUACAAGAACUACUUCAACCAAAAAGAGAAGUUGCUUAAAGAGUUGGGAGCUAUAGAGGUUUCAUAAUUACAAUUGGACAAUGCUGAGUAUUUCAAGGCAAGUUGCCAUUCAUGUUUCUCUUGUAGAAUUUUAUUAUUGUAAAUUUCAGGUUUUAUGCACAAUGGAUGCAUGCAGUAUUUGCUGGUGGAUUAGAUACACCUCCACAUCACACCCAUAUUUUAUAAGGAGAUUUUGAAAAAGAGAAAAUUUAUUGUGUUUUGAGAGGGGGAGGGGGGGAAUUAAUCAUCUGACACAAAUGAUUGCUUUGCCACAACAGAACCAAGUCUUUGAUAAAUAGUGUUCAGCGCACUACUUCUGAACACAGAUCACCCCAUAUCCCCUUAACCAUAUUUCACUACCUCUUCUGUGUUCUGUAUUAGAUGCAGGGUAAUUUUUAUUUAUUUUUUUCCCAUCUAAUCCAAUAGAAAAUACAGCAGAUGCCUGAAGACCUUGUAAAUAAUCAGAAUAUAUGAUA